Molecule: messenger RNA, 1806 nt
Organism: Pseudophryne corroboree (corroboree frog)
Lineage: Eukaryota; Metazoa; Chordata; Amphibia; Anura; Myobatrachidae
Product: structure-specific endonuclease subunit slx1-like
Exons: 8
Coding region: 215-1042 (275 amino acids)
Biological process (GO): double-strand break repair via homologous recombination
Cellular component (GO): Slx1-Slx4 complex
Molecular function (GO): 5'-flap endonuclease activity; crossover junction DNA endonuclease activity
Source: RefSeq, a predicted model, not a curated record
GAAUUUAUGAAGGCGGGACGAUAUACAAUUGUGACCAAUUGGAGGGUCAGAAGCGUAAAGCUCCCGCACGGAUUCUGUUGUGCUGUCCAGGCGUCUGUAGGGAGAGUCCUGUCGCUAUGGAUGCGUAAUGCGUUGGGUCCUGUAAUCAGGAUACGACACAGGAUUGGCGGAAGAGAGCAGUUUAUCGUCACGUUGCUGCUGACACAGACACAGGAUGGUGGUGGAGGUGGAAGGCUUCUACGGCGUGUAUCUCUUGUACUGCACUAACCCAAAAUACAAAGGCCGCAUCUAUAUCGGCUUCACGGUGAACCCAGAGAGGCGCAUCCAGCAGCACAAUGGCGGAAAGCACAAGGGAGGAGCCUGGAAGACCAGCGGGAGAGGACCCUGGGACAUGGUGAUGAUAGUCCAUGGAUUUCCCAAUGAUAUCGCAGCCCUGCGGUUUGAGUGGGCAUGGCAGCACCCACACGUCUCUCGCCGCCUCACUCACGUACCACGCAAGACGAAGAAACAGUCCAGCUUCGACUUCCACCUGAUGGUCCUCUAUCACAUGUUGCGGGUGGCUCCGUGGAACCGUCUGCCCCUCACCCUGCGAUGGCUUCGGCAAGAGUACCACAAAGAGCUACCCCCGCUUCUGCAGCCUCCCUUGCACAUGCCCCUAGCAUUUGGGCAGGUCAGGGCCAAGCCAAUCGCUAAAGCACAAGGAGAGAAGGGUCAAGGGGAGCAAGGAGUGGCUGAGGAGCAAGUCCUUCACAGACUGAGCGCCCCACAGCGAUGCCGGGUCUGCUUUAACAAAGUACAGAGUGAAGAUGACGCCAUUCACUGCUUCCACCCCGGCUGUUCCCUGACCGCCCACAUCCUGUGUCUUGCUAAACUCUUCCUCCAGCACGAACCCGGACACCUCAUCCCCGUGGAGGGUCUCUGUCCCAGCUGUGGGAAUUCUGUACUGUGGGGAGAUCUGAUCCGAUACAAGAAAGGCUGCUAUGGAGAUUUGGAAGAGGUCUCAAACUCCCAGGCUCACUGGGUGGAUGAGUUACACAACUGAUGCCUGGAGUGAUGACAGUGUUCUGCUGUCCAGGGAAGAAGCCCAUUCCCCUGCUGGUGUUCUGCUGCACAGGGAAGACGUCUGUUCCUCUGCCGCACAGGGAAGACGCUGGUUCCCCUGCCGGUGUUCUGCCGCACAGGGAAGACGUUGGGUCCUCUACCGCACAGGGAAGACGCUGGUUCCCCUGCCCGUGUUCUGCCGCACAGGGAAGACGCUGGUUCCUCUGCCGCACAGGGAAGAUGCUGGUUCCCCUGCUGGUGUUCUGCCGCACAGGGAAGAUGCUGGUUCCCCUGCCAGUGUUCUGCCGCACAGGGAAGACGCUGGUUCCCCUGCCGGUGUUCUGCCGCACAGGGAAGACGCUGGUUCCACUGCCGGUGUUCUGCCGCACAGGGAAGACGCUGGUUUCCCUGCCGGUGUUCUGCCGCACAGGGAAGACGCUGGUUUCCCUGCCGGUGUUCUGCCGCACAGGGAAGUCGUUGGUACCCCUGAUGGUGUUCUGCCGCACAGGGAAGUCGUUGGUACCCCUGCUGGUGUUCCUACUGCACAGGGAAGACUGCCUCCAGGCUUUUUAGUAAAUCAUUUUAGAACAGAUUUGAUUUUUUUUAUACAGGGACUAAGGAUUACAGCCCCAUGCGGACAAUAUGGAUAUUUUAUCCUCCCUGGGAACCCUAAACCUAGUUACGGCUGAGCACCUGUGUAUGGAUCUGCUCUUAUUUAUGCUGCUAAUGAAAGAGUGAGUGGGAAAUAAAGUCCCGUUUUAUGUG